Molecule: messenger RNA, 467 nt
Organism: Sinocyclocheilus anshuiensis
Lineage: Eukaryota; Metazoa; Chordata; Actinopteri; Cypriniformes; Cyprinidae
Product: translocating chain-associated membrane protein 2-like
Exons: 3
Coding region: 87-467 (126 amino acids)
Biological process (GO): SRP-dependent cotranslational protein targeting to membrane, translocation; protein insertion into ER membrane
Cellular component (GO): endoplasmic reticulum membrane
Source: RefSeq, a predicted model, not a curated record
AAACGAAUGAUUUAACGUAUUUUUCAUCUCUCUUUAGCUUGACGCGGGUCGGGCUGGUGUUGUUGUUUCUGCAGUAUCUUUCUGAGAUGGGUUUCCAUCUGUCUCGACUGUUUUACUUUAUUGAUGAGAACCACCACAAAAUGUUUGAGAUGUGGUCCAUCGGGUUCGUCCUGACCCGUAUGAUCACUCUGACUCUGAUGUUCCUGGCUGUGGGCUUCGGUUUGGCUCGUUCGGAAAACCAGACACUUGAUUUGGAGGCAGGAAACUUCAACACUCUUUCUGUAAGGCUGCUGGUGUUGUUCGUGGUGUGUUUCACUCAAUCAUGGCUGCUCUGGAAGUUCUUCCGUUUCCAGCUGAGCCGGACGCGUGAGCUGAGACUGGAGCAGGCAGCCCGGAAGAGAGUGGCCGCUAAACAACAGAUGCAGCGCACUCUGAAACGCGAUUCAGGUACAUGGAUGGUAAAAUGA